AAAUUUUGUGAAGAACUGUAAUAUCUAGUCAGGUAUUUCAGAGUUUCAAAACAUAUAAAUUAAAAUCCACACAAUCCACUGCAUAAUAACAAAAUUUAUGAAAGUAUAUAAAUUCAAGCAGCGUGAAAUUAUUAACAACAAUGAAGUUAUUAGUAAGCUUUUUAGUGGUUGUGUGUUGGCAGAGUUCUUCUAAGUGUGUUGCGAAGUUACUAGAAGCGGAUAAGUUUAGUCCUACUGAUAUACUGAAAGGUCUGUCACAUUUGGACACGCAUUUUCAGAAUUCGACCAAUAAGUUGCUGAAUACGCACUUCAAUACAGUUAAUGAUAAAGUUAAUUACGUGAAUGAACGCUUAACAGGAAUUGCAGCAAAUAAUUAUACGAAUCAAGAAAUUAUCCAAAAGUGUAUAACAAAAAAAAAACUAUCGGAAAUCCAGGCAAAUGAAAUUAAUUCACAGAUAAAACGAUGUGCUACAGUUAUACAAGCCCAAUAUGUAAAUGUUAUGUCAACAAGUUAUAAUGACGUUCAAGUAUUCGUAAGUUUUGCAACCGUGAUUUGGAAUAACAUAAAAAAAUGUGGAUUGAAUGAUAGUUGUAGGUGGCAAAUUGUUUUGGACACUAUUAACGAAACUGGACAGCUACCUUCGAAAGUAUUUUCUCUGGCAGCGAAAAUUCAAGCUCUUGUUUUGGAAACAAUUAUAGCCAUAAAUAGUUGUGCUAUUGAUGGAUUGAAGAAAGUUAAUGCUGCUACUUUGGACGCAACAGAACAAAUAUUCAACUGUAUUGCCAAAGAAACUUCAAACAACAGUUGUAGCUAUUUGACCUGAACUGAAAUUGUUUUCAAUUAUAGCUUAUAUUUUUAAUGUUUUGUGACGAGUAUCAAAUUUGUACCUUAAAAUUAAAAUAUUUUAUGAAG
Molecule: messenger RNA, 913 nt
Organism: Diorhabda carinulata
Lineage: Eukaryota; Metazoa; Arthropoda; Insecta; Coleoptera; Chrysomelidae
Exons: 4
Coding region: 141-824 (227 amino acids)
Source: RefSeq, a predicted model, not a curated record